Molecule: messenger RNA, 16001 nt
Organism: Xyrichtys novacula (pearly razorfish)
Lineage: Eukaryota; Metazoa; Chordata; Actinopteri; Labriformes; Labridae
Source: the annotation of a GenBank genome assembly
CCCUCCACUACUUCCUGCAUGUGCCGACAAUAUGGCAGCGCCCGUAAGCAUUCAGCUGGAGUUUGGGUAAGAGAAUUUAUUGCAUAUUGACAUAUUUUUCUGCCUAGUUUCUCAUUCUUUCUGUGUUUAAGCGGAAACGGAAUCUUUAACCACCUCCUUAUCUCUAUAUUUUCCUGAAUUGUCCGUCGUUUAAUCGGUAAGAUGGGCGUUUUAAACAUGUACGAGUGAAGUUACAGUGAAGUUUGAGUUUGUUUAUGAAAAACAAAAUCAUCAUUUCAGGUUACUUUACGUUCCUCCAUGACUGCAUACAGAGCAACUCGAUCCCUGACUUAGGUCUCAACAUUGUGAGAUCUAUCAUGCAGACUUUAGACAGACUCAUAUGUCGAGACUGGUGCUCAGUUGCACUUAAAUCGGAGAAAGUCUCAGUUCAAAGUAGAUUACACUGCAGUUUGAUCAAACUCAGAGAGGACACUAAACUGACUGAACUAGGAGCUGGCUGCUGUAAAAGUGACCCACUUAAGACACGUCCCCCCCUAAAGACCUGACCUGAUUUGAGACUGGAACCAACAUCAAGUCUCAGAAAAUCCCACAAUAACAUUAAACACAUUUCCAAGUUAUUCAAAAUCAAGAAAUAAACAGAUGUUAUAGGAUAAUCAUAAAGUUUUCCUCUCAUUUUAAGAAUUUGAUGAAUAUCAGACAGUAGCUGCUGUACAGCAGGUCUGUUCAUUUAUAAAGUCAGCUUGCGUUUCCAUCAUGACAACAGGAGAUCCACUGACUGAGAGUGUUUAUUGUUGUGAUGUGAUGUGAUGGAUGAUCUAAAAUUGGGAGUGCAGGAAAAAAAUCUACAGGCUGACAACAGGAGAUCCACUUACUGACAGUGUUUGGGUGUGUUUGUGGGGCAGCAGGACUGAGUGAGAACAAGGAAGGAAUGCCUGGGUGGAGUUUGCCAUGGUCCAGCCCGAUCAAUAGAAAAAUGCAUUAAAGGGAUAUUCCUGCGUAAAAUUAAUUUAGGGUCAAACACAGAGUUAGACAGAGUUAGAUAUCCCCUCUCUAUAGAUGAAUGUUGCAGACCGCUUGCUUCUCUAGUUAUACCAACUUUAGUAACAACCGCAGGAUAGCAAUACACAGCGGUCUGAGGAUCCAUGAACAAACCUCAACCAAAACGCCACUCUAUAGCCACAGAUAAUGCUCAGAACAGCACCUAACUUCAUCAACAGUACAUAUAGGGUCCUAGCCACAGCACUAACCACCAAACAUCUUUUUAACUUUGCCUAAUUUCUUUAACAAAGAGACUAAACACAACUCACCUACUUUCUUCCAGCAGCCGCUUGUUUGAAGCGAGACCUUGGGGCAGUCCAUUACAGACUACAGCGGGGUGACGCAGCUCAAGGAAGAACAUUUAUGAUCAUUUCUUUAUCAAUUCCUUGAAGUAAUAAUCACCAUAUUCAUCUCUUUUGAGAGUGGUAAAGUUGUGUUUAGUCUCUAUGCUAAAGAAAUUAGGCAAAGCUAAAAAACAUGUUUGGUGGCUAGUACUAUGACUGGGACCCUAUAUGUACUGUUGAUGAAGUUUGGUGCUGUUCUGAGCAUUAUUUGUGGCUAUAGAGUGGCGUUUUGGUUGAGGUUUGUUUUUGGCUCCUCAGACCGCUGUGUAUUGCUAUCCUGCGGUCGUUACUGAAGUUGGUAUAACUAGAGAAGCAAGUGGUCGGCAACAUUUAUCUCUCGAGGGUGUGUCUAACUCGGUGUUAUGGUGUGUUUGACCCUAAAUUAAUUUUAUGCCAGGGUCUCCCUUUAAUACAGUAUGUAAACACUAUUUUAUACAACAGCUUUGGGUCUAAUAAUUGAUCAUACUUAAUAAUCACCAUCUGAACAUUGAUCAUAGUAAUCAGAAUUAUUAUUGUGUCCAUGGAGUUAAGGUCGUACAGUCUCAGACUAGUUCACUAUUCCACUUAAUACAAAGAGAUCUUAAGCAGAAUAACAAAAUAGUAUAAACCUGGUAGAAAAUCUCAAGUAGUUUACAAAUAUAAACCCUGGCCUGUUACUGUUUUCCUGAUCUUGUUGUUCCUUCUUUACUUACUACCUCUCUGGUAAAUAAAAUUGAUCUGUGAUGAUUAAUAACUAAUCUUAGAGAUGUUUUUACUUUUAGAGCUGGAACAUCUGAAUAGAUCUGCCUCUGACCUCUUCAUCAUACUGUGAGCUUAUUAACAGCAGCAGCAUUACUUUGAACUCCCAGAACUCUUAGCUAAAUUAGAUUUCCUGUCAUUGUAACAUACAGUCACUUCAUCUUGAAUUGUACGAGGAAGUGGAAAAAGCACUGUGCUCAUAUUUUUUAUUGCAGGAAAUUCAUCACAAUUAAUUAGCUGGAGGAAUUGAUAAACUACAAAUGAUGAAGUGAGAACUUGAAUGCUGGUGAGAAAUGCACAUGAGUGAUUACGGUUGUCUUUUUGUCCAGUGGUGGAGCAGAGCUGCUGUUUGACGGUGUGAAGAAACAUCAUGUGACUCUUCCGAGCCAAUCAGAACCCUGUGAGUAUCAGCUGUCACCUGUCUGUUACUGUCAUGAGUGGAGCCUUAUUGUGUACCUGAAAAUGAUGGUCUCGUUACAUUAUGAGGAUUUUUGUGUGACUGGUGUAACAAUGUCAGAGAAUGUCAUAUUAUUUAACAGAGGGCAAAAAAUCAGAACCCGUAAUGUAAUCUUUAUCUUAUUCAAAUAUCAUGUACUGUUUUUGUUCAUUAUUCACUUGAGACUGAAUUAUGUUUAGAGUACAACUUGAAAUUGGUUGUAAACUGUCAACUGUCAAUUUGUUGUACAACUUUUCAGGAUCAUAGUGUCACGUGAGAGCUUCAUGGGAGCUUACAUGCAUUUAAUUCAAUUAUAAUUAAAUUAUAUGAAUCACCUUCAUCCUACCCCCUGUUCUUUGAUAAAGGUCCAUCUAUUACACUGGGUUAGGUUUUUAACUCUGGUCCUGAAAUUCUGCCACGUUCCUUAAACACACAACUCUAACCAGGCCUCAUUCAAAAUAAAGGAAAAUAAACAGUAUAUUUUUAUAAUGAGUUAGUACCUGACUUUCUCAGUGAUCAUUUUGAAAACUUGCUUCUGAUUUGUCAGUGGUCAUUCACUUUGAGUAGCUAAGGCAGCAUGAAGGAACAAAUAAUAGCACACAUCCUGCAUUAAAUAAAAUCAAAUUAAGGAGGGAUGGCACAUUUGCUCUUUAUGAUUUCAUAUGUUUUUGUCAACAGUGCAACAGAAAUGUUUCCUAACAUGGAUGCUGGCUAACCUAGCAUUCCCUGUGACAAGACUUCUCUGCUUCACAUGUUCUGGUUUUAAUGUCACAUGACCACCAGCUAACUAAAUGUGAUAUCUCAAACGAUAAUAGCAUCAACUACUCAAAAAAUUUGAGAUUCAUGACUUUUUAAAUAUUUAAUAAUUAUGACCCUCACAUAAUCUGGUAUCAUAGUUCUACAUUCCCUUUAACCAAAUAUUAAGUUUCACUUUCUCUGCCGCCUCCUUCCUAUCGCUUUCUCUUUUCUUCACCUCCUCUCCUCCUGUCUUCUCAUCCUCCUCUCUAGCCUCCAAGUUGCUGUCUGUUUCUGUCUCUGAACCUUGUUGCCUUCUUAACUCGUAAAUUUUCGCCACUCUUGACAAUGUUAUGCUUUUGCAUUUGAAUGGGUGGUACCACAGAGGUUAAAAAUGAAGCAUAUGGUUUUUUUCUCUGUAUCACAGAAGAACAGAGAAACACAUGAGCUUGACGUCAUUUUUGGUCAUUUCAGCUGCUCAUUUUUUCAGAAAAACUUAACAGCAUGCCUCAUGAUCCACGUAGAUUAGAUUUUAUUCUUGGUUAUUCUGAUGAUGAGGAUGGCCAACUUUAAAAAAAAAAGACUAUUUUCCGAUCAGGACUGAGAUCAUUGAGAAAAGAGGGGAAGGAAAUGUUGAGGCCCCCAAUCGCAGUCUACUCGAUGUAUAAAUGUCUUGUCGUUUCUUAUGUACGAGGUUUUGUACGCGUGUGUGUAUGUGAGAGAGUGAGUGUUUGUGUUAGUGUGUAUGUGUGUGUGUAUGUAUGUGUGUAUGUGUGAUAUGGAAAGAGUGAACAAACGAGAAAUAUAUGUGCUUUUGGUAUUUGACCAAACAAAGGGUGUCCAACGACAGCGCUGGUGUUACCACGACAACAAAAAGACAAAAGUUGACCAGAACAGAGAAUGUCAGCUAGAUAUGACCUUGCUGCACCAGACGACCUCUGUGUGUGUGUGUGUGUGUGUGUGUGUGUGUGUGUGUGUGUGGUAUGAAAAAAAAAAAACAGAAUUUUUCUGCACAGUUCACGCUUUUAUCAUCAGACAUCGAACGCCACAUUUCCUGGCUGGUUUGCUUGUUUUGAUGGUACGACUGCACCGACUGGUUGUUUGCGUGUCUGCUGAACCCCCAUGAACUAAUUUCGCCUCACACAUCAGUGUGCGUUUGAUGAGUGUGUGUGAACACAGACGGGGUGCAGUGGAGGCAGAUAUAAUUGCUUCUGAAUCCUCCGUAUUUCUCUUUGACCCCAGUCGGUGAUUGAUGACCCUCGACUGAAAGACCCCACCCCCACUUUCUCCCUCUCUUUCUCCCCCUUUCUAUCCAACUCUCUCUCUCUCUCUCUCUCUCUCUCUCUUUCUCUCUCUCCUCCCUGGUCUAAGGAUCACACACUUUCUGCCCCAUGUAUGAGCAGAAAGAUGGAUCGCUCGCCCUCUUCCACACACACACACACAUGGCCGUCAUAAUCGCACAAAGACAGAAAAGCAAAAGGAGAAGAAGGAGAAAGGGCGGAAAGACUGCACGCACAAAAGAAAAGCGGGGUUUGAAUUGGCGUCAAAAUGGCGCCUUUUUCCUCCCCUCCCCUCCAUGUAUAUUUCCCACCCACGCUACGCAGAUAUCCCAAGAUGCUCUGGGGGUGUGUGACGCAUUUUUCCUCUCUAUCCUCCUUCAUUUUCUUACCGUUCUACCUGGAAUGGAAGCGUUAUUCGACAACACAGAUUUCCGUCUUUUCACCUCUCUGACUCUUGAUUUCUUCACAUUGUCCUCCAUAUUUUUACUCACUACAUUUAUACAAGCCUGUCCGGUUUAAAGACCUGUGCGUAACCUUUUACAAGAAAGCCGUUAAAAGGACAGCGCCUGAUGACUGUUUCUGUUAUAAAAAUCUUAACUGAUGAAAGUUGGAAUCAUUAUCGACCUGUGUAUCCAGCUACGACGGCCUUUUUAUAUUUUCUGUGUGCAACUUUUAACAUGUCUGCCUGUGUGUGUGUGUGUGAUCAGGGAGAAAAAGAAGAGAGGAAAGAGAAGAGGAGAGGUGAGCAGGUUUUAUGAGAGAGUUAAAGAGUGUGUGAGAGAGAGGGGAGAGAGAGAGAGAGAGCAAAUGAAAAGUAAAUGGGCGAGCAGAUGAAAGAGCGAAUAAGGAGGUAAUGGUGGAGAAAAAUUACCGAUAGUCAAGAACAGAGAGAGAGAAAGGAGUGACCACAAAGAAGGAGUUAUGACUGCUGGAGUGAUUAUUUCUGUUUUUAGCCCCACAGAGGUCAAUAUUCACUGCCUGGUACUCUCCCUCGUGUGUGUGUGUGUGUGUGUGUGUGUGUGUGUGUGUGUGUGUGUGUGUGUGUGUGUGUGUGUGUGUGUGUGUGUGUGUGUGUGUGUGUGUGUGUGUGUGUGUGUUGCAGGAAGGUGUUUGUCUUUUUUUUAUAUGGAGGCCCAGAACCGUAGAAAAAGCAGCACUAUCGUUAUACAACUGAGCUGGCCUGCAGCACUGCAAUUAACCUGAACAGCAUUCACACACACACACACACACACACACACAGGCAUGUGCGAACACACACUUACACACACACACUUUUACACACAUGCCCUAUCAUAACCGCUGUGACCAAGGUGCCUCCAGAAACCGCUUUACUGCUAAGUGCUGCAAGAAGAGGCCGCUUCAUUUCAAGUUCUACACCAUUUUGAUGUUUUCUUUUUAUCAUGAAGGAAUGUGUACGAUGUUUUGUACGAUCAUAUUUGGUUGAUAAAGAAAGAAUUAAAGGUGUUUUUGGUGAUUUUAUGGAUAAUUAAUUCAACCUCAAACUAGGAAUAAAAGUGUUUGGUGAACUCUGAAGGAUUUCAUGUAAAGCAAAUUCCAGCCUUGUCCCUUUUGUAGACAUGUUGUAUUUUUCUUAAUGUCUUUCACGUUAAACCUCGGAGGUGUGUGACUUUUUCAAUGUGAUAUCAGCCCUGCCUUUCAUCCAACUGAUCUCCUCAUCCCCCCGUGUGUCUUGACAUCUACCUGCCCCAGCUUCUCCGCUCUUCUUACACCUGGCUCGGGAUGACUCACAGUCAUCCUCUCACCCGAUGUAUCUGCUCCAUCUGCUGCUGCGGCCGCCGCUGCUGCUGCUCUCGGAUUCUUUUACUACAUAUUUCCUCUCAUUCCCUUCUGUGACAUUACACAGCCAGUCCAUCUCUUCUCGUUUCUUUCUAAAGGAGGCCGUUCCUGUUUAUUUUAAGGUCGUGUGUGUCUCUGAUACGGCUUCCAGGGACUGCGCUGAUGUGCUCACGUGUUCUCGCGAGUCAUCAUGCUCCUGUACAUUAAGCGGACAGCUGUGAUCAUACACACACACAUGGCCCACACUCCAACACACAACGUGUGGUUGUAAGAGGUGUGUGCUUUUUUUUUGUACGAUCAUAUAUCUAUACUAUUUUCUUCUAGGAAACACUCAAACACACAGAUGCUCUAAAGCUCUCACACCUCCUUGAACCCUCAAGCCAACAGCUGCCUUAAUUCUAAUAUAUUCAUUAUUGGUUAUUAGUGGGGAUUUAUCCCAAAACCUCUCAUUGUCGUUGCCUUUGUGGCUUUCUGUCAGCCGCUCUGAGAGACGCUCGACCUAUUGUUGAGACGAGGUCAAUCUGAUUGUUCAAAGGGUCAGACUCGUCGAAAAUUUGAGCAACAUUUAGAUUUAAGCUCAAGAGAUGUCGGAAAAGAAAAGAAAAACAUCCUGAGAUAAGGGUUUAAUUUAUUUAUCAAUUUUUAUUAUCUGAAGACUGUUAAGCUGGAAUGAUAUUUGUUAGCAAUUUAUUUAUCAAAAGAAAUAAAUUCUUUUAGAAAAUUAUUUUAAAAUGAUUUUUUAUUCUUGAAAACAUUAAAGCUCCACACAGAUUCUGUUUGCUUUAAGGUCCGUACACACUUUUCACUCCUUUUCCUUAUUCUAUCCAAGGUGCACAAUGUCGCUCUUGGCCGUUGACUUCACCUAACCCUCCCCCCAUUUCCAGUGUCCUCUCCUCCCCCCCAAACAUACACAUACACUCAUAAAUAUACAUAGAAACUCACCCACACACACACACACACACACACACACACACACACACACACACACACACACACAUAUACGUAUAGAUAUAGGCAGCCUCGUCCCGCCUGGUGCCUCCGUCGCGUCACAUCGACCGGAGGGGCUGGAACUGGUGCACCUUGACCCUCAACCCCUGACCUCUGACCUCUGUUGUCUGCCUCUGUAUGGGCUUUGUGUGUGCGUUAAUGUGUCUGUGUGUAUGGGCUUCAUAUAUAAAUAUAUAUCUGUGUGUGUGUGUGUGCGUGUGUGUGUCUGUUAAUCAGGGGAUGUGAAGCAGCUGCUGGUCUGGAUCCAACGGAACCUGCUGAAGGAACGGCCGGAGCUCUUUGUCCAGGGAGACUCUGUGUGAGUGUGUAUGUGUGUGCACUUGACACACACUUGAUCUGUAUACUGCUUUACAACCUUGCAGGAUUUCUGUUACACCGCACAACCACUGGAUCCAUUUUAUAAUCCAAAAUUGACAGUGAAUUUGAUCAGAAAAGAUUUGUCAGAACAUUUCCUAAAAUGUGGGAAAAAAGUGACAAAAUAACAGAAGUAGUCUUUGAGAUUUCUGAGGCACUUCUCCUGCAGCUUAGAACUGCUGAAAUGCCGAAAAAAAGCCCUAGCCUUCAGGUUAUGGGUUUCAGUAAGAUGAUUACCUGUGUGCAAGUGUGCUUUGUGUGUUUCUCCACACACUUAUAUAUUUGUGUGUGUGGGUCCAGCUCUCACAGCAGUCUUAUAGGACUGGCUGACUUUUACUGCUGCCUUUGUGCAGGACUAUUUAUAGCUCCACCUAAACCAAUGAAUGGAGAAAAAGCCGGGCUACCUAUAAACCUUGUAGAUUAGAUGUGUGUGUACUUUAUGUUGGGGGCAGACACACACUGUCUUUUGGGCAGACCCUCAUCAAGGUGUUUCCUCAUCUUUAAAAAAAGGUGUGUUUUUGAUCAGUUUAGUUUUUUUUUUUUUUUUUCUAGAUGUAGGCUUGGUGUUUUGCGUGUUCAUGCUGUGUGUGCACACACGUUUGUUAUCACAGGUUACACUCAUGCUGCCCUUCUGUACUGACGUCAGAGCGCAUCCACAAGGUGUAAGGUGGAGAGGAGCAGCAUGAGAGGCAGCAGCAUCUGUAACACCAUCCACAGUACUCGAACAGUUUCCUAUGUGGCUUUAAAAAAAAUACAUAUAUGUUGAGAUGACUGCACCCAUAGGUGCCUGUCGUAACCCUCCCCCUCUAUCCCCAGACUCCUUUUUUAAAAGGCAAGGGAUUUUGGUUAAAGCCGUCUUUUGUGUGUUAUUUUUGGGCCAUCAUAAUUUUUGUAGACCCCCUCCCCCAAUCUCUGUACUCUCUUCCCUUAGCCACUUAUAUCUGUUUAACGGGAAAAAAGCCACCUUUGCUUUUAGUCCUUUUUAGCCGAGAAGUGUUUCUGAUAUGAUAUGAUAUCAGAUGAUGAAGGCACUCCAUGUGUAUUUUUAGAAAGAGGGGAUUAAUUGUGUAGAUUAUAAGAAGCAAUGAGAAUAACUGAAUACUGACCCUGUUAAUUAUUACAUGAACAUAAGUCACACACAGUUACAUGGACCAGUCGAUUUAUUUUCAUAGAUACAGUGUUUUGUCUAAAACUUAAUCACAGGUUGUCUUCAUUCAUUUCCAAGAUGGUGUUUAAAUUCAAAUUAAAACAACAAAUUAUAUUAUAGCAAGAUAUUACCACUGUGUGAGUUCUUUAUGUUUCUGGGGAAUUUUUUAAUUGUGUGAUUUUUAUCAGCAAAAUCUAUCACUUUGAAAUUUUGGCUGUAAAUAGGGAUUUAUAUGCCAAAACAAACAAACAAACAAGAAAAACAAACAAAUAAACAAACAAAAAACUCACUGAAAUCUAAAAUUUCAGGUCUCAUAAAGACUUAACUGUGCUUGGUAAUUAUUGGUAGACACUAAUUAAGUGAUGUAAUCAAAAUUUGCUCUAAUUAUUUUAAUCACAAUGUGCAUUAAUUAUAUAUAAUUACAAUAUGCUUAGACUAAACAGGCCUUUUUCAAAGAGAAUGAAAUUUAACUUUAUAAAGCAAUUUUCUUUUCUUUUUUUAAAAUUAUAUAUCACAGUUAUCACAUAUAUAGAUUUCAUUGAUAUGACAUAAAAAGCUUGUAAUUUUUUCUUGAUUAUAUAUUCAUUAAUUGAUUGUUAAGUGGAUUUUUUUCCCUUCAUAUCUAUGAAUGCUUUCCUGCUCUACCUGUUUAAAUCCCUUACACGUGUGUGUAUAUGCAUCUUCUUGCUAGUGUUACCUUUGGGAAAUGUGUCUGACCCGUAGACGUUUCUUCUCCCACAGGAGACCUGGGAUUUUGGUGCUUAUCAAUGAUGCAGACUGGGAGCUAAUGGUGAGCACUGGGAGCCACAUUCACUGUCAGAUGGUAUAGAGAGUGUGUGUGUGUGUGUGUGUGUGUGUGUGUGUGUGUGUGUGUGUGUGUGUGUGUGUGUGUGUGUGUGUGUGUGUGUGUGUGUCCUGCAGUCUGUCAAAACAUACAUUGCCUUUACUUAAAGCUAUUUUAACCCAUAUUUUCAGCUCUCAGAAUGCACCAUCAUAGUCUAAAACGAUGGGGGAGUGUGCAUGUAGCAGUUUAAUGUCCUUAUUCAUAAAUUCAAAUAGCUCUAAAAUGCCUAUAUUUACACCAGGAAGAGGAAGACUGCGCGUGUGUGUGUGAGUGUGAAGGUUAGCGACUGAGAUUGUUCAUUUUCUCUGAGUCACUUCAUGUUUCACGUAAUGUGAACACAGCUGCAGAACAAGUUUGUCCUUGGGGCCUCAUAUAUCUGAACACAUAUUUACAUGCACACACAGUCUGAAUGCUUCAAUUUGAAUCCAUUGAUUCAAUUAUAGGACGUAACACAGGUUGUAAAUGAAAUGAAAAGUUUGUCAUUGAUUGGACUACAGCAGGAACACAGGGGUAUUUUUCUCCUCUGACUUGCAGAGGUGUUUGAAUAUUGAAUACUUUGUGUGUUUUCUUAACCUCAGGGGGAGCUGGAUUACCAACUACAAGACCAAGACAACGUGGUGUUUAUUUCUACCCUUCAUGGAGGAUAAAGUGAAUUGAGGAAAACAAACAUCUCUGGAAAAGACUUUUCUUCACAUCUCCUUCCUCUCUCUCUCCCCCCCUCACAUCUCAACAACACGCCAUCCCAUUGGAUGCUGCCCGCACCGUGACAUCUGCGGUGAUUGAUGUUGGUCCGCAGGAAUGAGCGGAAAUUUAGAGAUGGUCACAGAGAAAAAUGUGGAAAUGGUGAGAUUGGAAUUUAGUGGACGACUGUAUACCAACAUAUUUUAUUUCUAAUAGUGGAAGGGUUUCAAGGGCAAACAUGUGAAGCUCGGGUUGUACUUAUCACCUCACAGAUGUGUAUUAAUGCCCACAUUUGGUGUAUAAACCUUUCCCUCCCACAUCAUUUAUUUCAGCAUAAUUGCAAAAAUCCAUAAAAACCUUACAGUGAAGCCCCAACAAACAUGAGGUUGAUCAUGAAAAAUAAUGAAGACCGUUAACAGUUGUUCAAAAGUCCCUCUCAAGUGUUUCAGUGCUUAAUCAAGAGGGUUGUAUUUCUUUCUUUUUUAAACAAAUAUUAAAUCUUACCCCAUAAAAACUUUUUCCCCCUAUUUCUACUGUGUUCUGUCGUUCAAGAUCAGAGAGAUCCAGCAGAAAGUUCACGAUGCUCCUUGUGUGCAUUAAAGUAAACCAGUAAUUAAAGAAUCUGCACAUUGCCUUACAACAUUAUAACUUGUCAUCUGAACAAUUUAUCAGAUGUUACUUUCCCACUUCAAAUGCAGACUGUCCGUAUUUAUAUUUCUAGAGAUUAAAAAAAAGCAUUUUUCUGCAAAUAAUGACUAUGUUCCCUUCUAAAUAAGUACAAAACUCAGUUUCUUUUUGGGUUUUUUAUUUUUUUAUUAUUUUUUAUUUUUUAGCAAAUAAUUUUAACAUUACGUAGAUUUUUUUCUACUUGUUUCAAUUUUUAUUGUAUGACUGUUGCAAAGUUUUUCCUCCUCAUAAGAAUUUUCUGACUUACUGAAUAGUGAAUAAAAAAAAGAAACAGAAAUGGGAAACUUCUGUAUUAUAAUAUAAUAUGCAACAACCAUUUGUUUGGCAGUAGUCUUGGAAAGUAGCAAAUCAAGACAAAAAUAACUUUUUAAAAAAUAAUUUUAUUUUAUUUAUUUUAUCAAACAACAUUUGAACUCUUAAUUCAUGAAAGACUGUAGACAAACAUGGCAAAAAAAUAAUCUUUUGUGGUACAUUUCCCGUCAGCUAUCGUCUAUGGGGAUAAACCAGUUUAAAUAGUAUAACUUCACUGUAAUUGUCGAUAAAUAUAAUGCGUUUAGGUACUUUGCAAUGUCAGCCUAGUGUGUACUUAAGAUUAGCAAGGUCCAAGCAGUCUGUGAACCGCACUGAGGCCUUCAUCCUGACGCUUUUCUCAAUUAGGAUUUUGCAUCACGCUUCGAUAAUUCCUGCUGAUAGCUUAUAUCUGAUCGAUUUUAGGCCUUCUCUGUGAUCACACUGCAGUUUUAGGCUGAUUAGACGAGACUACAGGGGGAUUUUACCGUCCUGUGGCCCCUCUCAGCUGGAAUAUUCAUAAGAGGGGGUGCCGUGUAUGCGUGUGUUUCUAUGUGACUGUGGUGGUGGUGAAGAUGGUGGUGGUGCUGUUGGUGGGUGGGGUGUGAACUACAGGAGCACUGCGGGAGGUCGAGUUCUAGCCUCCGGGUUGCCCUCCUCUGAACGCCCGGGGCGACCUAAAACCUUUUCUCGGUGGUAGAGUCCGAUUUGCAACGGGAAACCGGCCGAUAAUGGCGGCUAGAAAGGAAAUGCUAAUGAAGCUAGGAGGGGGUCAGAGAGGAGAAAACGAAGCUCUGUUUUAGCUAGCUGGAGUUGAGGCCUUUUCACUUCUUUUUGGACCAAAUAUCAAAAGAUAUCAAAUGUUAGAAAGUUGAUUCAGGCCGUGUCCAUUCUUAAGCUGUUAAGGGUAUUUAUUACAGCCAUUACGUGCACAUUAUGCCACUCUAGUGACCUAUAAUUCCUGUGCAAAUUCAUCGCUUUAUCCCCUCUCGGCUUCCGUUGUUAUUUACUUCAGCUAUAAUACAGUUAUAAAUGGACGUCUUCCAUGAGUCCUGCAGAGUCUGGACUAUUUCCUGGGAUCAGCCCUUCAGUUUGCACACUGACUGUCUGGCUGCUCUGCAGGAGGGAUGGUGACGAUGCUGGUGGUGAGACAUUGAACGCACCAUCAGAUCAUACACGGUCCGGGUUACAACAGAGGGCAUCACAAGCCUAUCAUCUCCAGUCUGCAAAACACUCCUAAAGUAGAUGUAAAACCUACCAGAGGAUAAUUUUACAGUCUUGCAUUGUGCAAAUAAUAAGUUUAUUAUUUUUAUAUUUUUUAAAUUGUUUUGACUAAAUAAAGGGUAUUUUGAAACAGAGCUUCGCAUUUCAGAAAUGCUAAAUUUAUGUCUAAUAUUGAGACUGUACUGACACAAUUUAGCCAUUUUCUUUUAAAAAUAAAUAUGCACGUUAUUGGAUGUUGUAUGACACUGAAAAACGAAAUAGUUGAUAACCACAGUAAGAGUAAAAUAAAAUAAAACAGCGCCUUGCCUGCUGAUUUUAAUUCGAAACACAUCUGCUGCCAGAUUAGCAGAUUUGGCUCUUGUAGUUUCCAGCAAAGAGUUCAUUGCUGAGAGUCAAAUAUGCAGCUCAUAUUUCACAAACUUAAGCUGCACGUCCAAAUAACUUUUUAAUUAAAUUUAUUUUCAACCCUGUUGAGGCUCGACUUUACACCAGUAGCCUACUGCAGCCUGAUAUUUAAGCUUUUUUUUUAUUGCAUACACUCUUCGGUUAUUUUUUGCAUAAAGAUAUAAAGUUGAGCAAAUCAUGCAGUCUUGAGGAAAAGGCUUCCCAUAUUAAAUAUUUCAUGUGCGAAUAUUCUGCACUGUACAUGAAGAGAAUCGGCAGCAGUCUUUUACAGACAGAUAUGAUUCACUGAUCCCCUUGAAUUAACAAAGAUUAGCCUUUAGUGUUUUAUCACAACACGUGUUUUAUCACAACACGUGUGUGUGUGUGUGUGUGUGUGUGUGUGUGUGUGUGUGUGUGUGUGUGUGUGUAGUGUCUACAACAAAAUACUAAAUUGAAACCAUUAAAAAAGAUAUUUGAGGAUUUCUUCGAGCCUAGAGGUUAUAUAGCCUAUUUUAAAUGUAAUGUUAAAACGUAUAGUCUCUUUUUUUAUCUUUUACAAAACAAACACAGUUGUAAAUGCUCAAUAAUUUUAAAAAUGGGGACGUGUUUUUGGCAGGAAAAAGUUUGGUUUUUUUCUGGAAAAAAAGAAAGAAAAAUUAAAAAUGGGAAGACAAUAAUUUGUAAAAAAAAAAAAAAAAAAAAGCUCUUGAGAGCGUCCCACGUGAUAAAUCAGGGACGCUGUUUGGCUCCACAGAUUUGGCAGACCUCUUCUGUCCUGCUUGUUUGCUGUUUGCAUAACACCAUAAAAGCUCUACAUGCUCUUUUUAAACAAAGUUUUAAGCAAGUUGUGUUUGAUACAUUUCUUUAGCUUCGUUUUACUUUUACUCUCAAAUACGAAGGUUUUAUUUGAGUAUCUUUUCCACCUACCAGAUAAACGCUUUUAACUAAAACAUUUGUGAAAUAAUUGAUUGAUUUAUUUGAAGCUGAUUCAAUUUCCUCCUAAAAGACUUUGUGUGUCUGAUGGUCCAGUUUUUUUUAAUAGCCUUGCUCAUCUUCUUCUGAUGCACACAGGCCUCUCUUUGACCACUCCACUCACUGCUUUCUACCAUUUGCCAAACACAGUCGAUACAUCGAUGCUUCUCGUCGAUAUUUGCCAUUUAAAACAAACAGUCCUGAUUAGAUCUUCGAAUAAGUGUAAAUACCAAUCGGGCCAUGCAAAACGCUCACCACAAGAACAUGUUACAUGAGGCAGAAUCAGUUUUUCUUACUCCGCUUUAUUGGAGUGUUUUCUUUUUUUCCUCCACUCUUUUUUUUUCUUUGCAUCUUACCUGAAAUGAGACAGUUAGAAAACAAAACGACUCUACAAGGCCUUUCUAUAGAGGCGUCUUUGUGGUGUGGAGGCCUACUUUCUGCAUGUGGCGUUUGGCCAAAGACAGCAGCAGUGAUGAAUGUGAGUCUGCAGCAACAGAUGUCCAUACACAAUUCUUGGGGUUGAAUUUGAGUUUACUCAAGAAUUGCGUUUGGACAAUCAGACGCUAAAGACUCUGUAUAUCCCCUGCCAGAGGUUAAAAGCCGAUAUUGAGCUAUUUAAUCAUUUAAAUCUCAAGUGAGCAUGAGCAGUUAGUGUAGCUGUAGGCCCAUGGCUGCACCUGCUACGGCUGCCUGCAUGCCCUUUGACAGAAUGAGCUGCGCCUGACACUGAAACUGAUUCCUAUUUGACGACAAAGAAAGAGAGCACAGCAAUUUGCAUUAUUUCUGACAAUAUUGCAGCUUUCUCACAUGCAUUUGCAGCAAAAAAACAAACCUCAAAAUAUUCUUUGCAAUAUACUAAACCUGCAACACUCAGAAUGCCUCUGCACACUCUUAUAAAUUAGCAGCUUAAGCAGCCUUUAAAUCGGACUGGGGGAAAAAGUGCAUCAUCAUUAUAAAAUAUUUCUAAUGCAAAAGAAGCAUAGUUGCAACCACAACCACUUUCUUCUGACCCCUCUUCUUCAAAGCAGCUUAUCCUCUUUUACCUCUCCACGUCUUGUAAAGUUAACCCCAACUCAGUCCACCUCUCUGGGGCCUUAAGAUGGCUGAAACGCAUCUUAAAGUAAAAUGUCAUCUCCUUUGGUUUCACCAGGGAGCCCCACUUUCAAAGUGUUUCAGGAGAAAAAAAAGUGAGCAGGACUUCUCUUUCAUCUCAAAGUCCGAGGUGAGAACGCCAGGGAGACGCUUCGCCAUUUCUGCACCUGUUUACUAUCAUCGAUUUAAGAGAAGACUGCUCAGUUGUGGAGCCUCAGGGUGCACAAAGGCUUUUCCAUGGGUGUUUAAUCUUAAAAAAAGAGAAGAAGAAAAAGGAAAAGAAGAAGAGAAACCCCCCCUCAUCUUUUGAGAAAGACUUAAAGCGUUAAUGUUCUUCCCUCUUGUGUUUUAAAGCCGAUUUUCUUUUCAAAAAGGAAACCCCUUAGUUCCCGGUGGUGGUGCGUCCUUGGUUCAGUUCCCACGAUGUGCGUUCUCCCCGCUCCAAAUCCCCUCGAGCCAGCAGCAGCAGCAGCGUCGGAUGGUGACGAAAAGAGGCUGAGGAGCAGGAGGAGAGGAGCGGACUCCUGCCUUCCCCCUUUUACUCCCAUCCUUCCUUCUCGGCUCUCUCGUGCUGACUGACUGCCUGGAUGCCUUGCCUCUCUCCUCCUCUCUCUCCUCCUCUCUCUCUGACUGUGUGCCCUCAUGGCUUUUUCUCCCAACAAUAAACGCUGCGUCCGCGGCGCGAGGCGGAGAGAGGAGUGGAGAAGGUCCUCGCUUGGUACUGAAUUUGAAUAACACCACGGGGUGAUAAAUGUCCAUUGUACUGCUUAAGUAAUGAAUCUCCGCUGUCCUCUAUGUCACACACACACAUACACACACACAUAGCCUACACACACGUACACACACACGCCAGCAGCUGCGAUGAGGGACCAGCAGCCCCUCUUAAAGACACAACAGCCCUAUUUUCUCCCCAAAAAGAGAUUACAAUCCCGACACUGUUUACUCUCUGACC